ACACUACCCACAAUCCACCGCGCUCUGAUAAACUUCUGUUGAUAUGCCGACUGGGAGCUGCAUGCGCCUGUCAGUGCACUGUACGCAGCGUUUUGACAGUGUGGUGUAGUGCCGGUCCUCCUUGUGUGAGCAGUUGAGUGGGAGAAGGAUGGUUCCUCCUCCUCGUCUCACUGGAGCCCUCAGGUCCUUCUCUGGACUCUGUAAAAAGGAGGAUCCCUCAGAAAAGCCUGUCGACCUCAAGGCGAAGCGUCUGAAACGACAGGAGCUGUUUGCCAAAGAGGGCCUGACGUGGCAGAAAAUCAUCAACUUCUGCAGUGAACAUCAGGAGCAGAACCUGAACCAGGAGCUCAGGACGAUCCUCCAGGCCGCCAAGCAGAUCGUGGGUUCCGAACAUGGACAAGAGGCCAUCGAAAGCGCCGGGGUCUUUCUGUUCGAGACCUUCCACAACAAAGACCACGUGGGCACGGAGGAGACCCGUUCUAUCAAGCAGAUGUUCGGACCCUUCCCCUCCUCCGCCGCCGAAACCGCCUGCUCGUCCAUCACCAGGAUCGUCGCGAAAGUCGGCGAUUCUCGAGUUGAAGAAUUCGUCCAGAACCAGAGCUCACGCCACGACCCCAAAAAGGGCUUCUGCUUCGGGCGCAAUAUCCAGUUUUCACACGAGAAAUUCCCGCUGGAGCCUUUGCAGGACUUCCCAGAGAACGGUUUCGAAGAAGACGACAUAACGUUUGAUUUUAAGAACUAUUUUGCCUAUCAAGAAGGCGCGAAAAAGACGCCGAGCGAGAACGGGGCUUCGAGUUCGGGGCAAAGAGAACGCAGUGCGGAGGAUGAGAGCGUUUUGAGGACGGAGGUGGCGAAGUAUCUGAGCGGAGGGAACAUGAUUUCGUCCAGCGCGGAGGAGCUGUGCACGUCUCUGUUCGAAAUGCUGUCAUCGCCGCGGAGCAACGACGAACUGCAAAAUGAGCUGUUUGAGCUGCUGGGCCCAGAGGGACUGGAGAUGAUCUCUGUGCUGCUGCAGAAGAGGACCUCCAUUGUGGACUCGCUGCUGAACGCUCCCCCUGACAGAGCCCCGCACGCAGGAGAUUUCAGUCGCAUGGUGGGCCCUGAGGUGUCCAAGCCGGCGUACGGGUGCCAGGUGACCAUCCUCUCGGAGCAGGAGAAACAGAUGCUGAAGAUGUACCGCAGGGAGGAGAAGAGAGAGAGGAAACGCGCCAAAGCCACGGACGACACCGACGGCUACGAUGCUUCCCUGAACUUUGACCCCCGAGAGAUGAGAGUGCAGCGUGAACAAGCUCUCCUGAAUGCUCGCCGUGAGCCGGUGCUGCUGAGAGAGAGAGUCUACGAACGAGUCCGAUAUCCAAACGUCUACGACAGCUACGCCGAGGCCACCAAGGCGCCGGCGUUUGUGGGAGGAGCCAGGAUGCUGCUGCCCGAGGGAAUACGGCGAGAAAACACAAAGAUGUACGAGGAGGUGGAGAUCCCGCCCAGUGACCCAAUGCCUAUCGGCUUUGAAGAGAAACCUGUCUACAUCUCGGAGCUGGACGAGAUUGGUCAGCUGGUGUUCAAAGGGAUGAAGCGCUUGAACAGAAUCCAGUCUUUGGUUUUUGAGACGGCUUACAACACCAACGAGAACCUGCUCAUCUGUGCUCCCACGGGUGCUGGCAAAACCAACAUCGCUAUGCUCACUGUGCUCCAUGAGAUCCGCCAACACCUGCAGCCCGGCGGGGUCAUCAAGAAGGACGAGUUUAAGAUCGUGUACGUCGCUCCGAUGAAGGCCCUGGCCGCCGAGAUGACCAACUACUUCAGUAAACGCCUGGAGCCUCUGGGCAUCGCUGUGAAGGAGCUGACCGGAGACAUGCAGCUCAGCAAAGGGGAGAUCCUACGAACUCAGAUGCUGGUGACGACUCCUGAGAAGUGGGACGUAGUGACGAGGAAGAGCGUUGGUGACGUGGCUCUGUCUCAGAUCGUGCGUUUGUUGAUUUUAGACGAGGUUCAUCUGCUUCAUGAAGACAGAGGCCCGGUGCUGGAGAGUCUGGUGGCCCGGACCAUCCGACAGGUGGAGUCGACUCAGAGUAUGAUCCGUAUCCUGGGCCUUUCUGCCACUCUGCCUAAUUACCUGGACGUCGCCACCUUCCUCCACGUGAACCCUUACAUCGGACUGUUCUUCUUCGAUGGACGCUUCAGACCCGUGCCUCUCGGACAGACUUUUGUGGGGAUCAAAAGCACCAACAAGGUGCAGCAGCUUCAUGACAUGGAGGAGGUGUGUUACAACAAAGUUUUGGACCAAGUCAGAGCAGGACAUCAGGUGAUGGUGUUUGUCCACGCUCGUAACGCCACCGUGAGGACGGCCAUGGCGCUCAUUGAAAUGGCCAAGAAUAAUGGAGAUAUCUGCGUUUUCCAGCCAGACCAGGGCCCGGACUACGGCCAGUGUGAAAAACAGGUCCAGCGCUCCAGGAACAAGCAGAUGAAGGAGAUGUUUCCAGAGGGUUUCGGGAUCCACCACGCGGGAAUGCUGCGCUCCGACCGCAGUCUGAUGGAGAGCAUGUUCUCCAAAGGGUACCUCAAAGUCCUGGUCUGCACCGCCACACUGGCCUGGGGCGUCAACCUGCCCGCGCACGCCGUUAUCAUCAAGGGCACUCAGAUCUACGAUGCCAAGCGCGGCUCUCUGGUGGACCUGGGCAUUCUGGAUGUGAUGCAGAUUUUCGGUCGCGCCGGCAGACCUCAGUUUGACAAAUUUGGAGAAGGAACCAUCAUCACCUCGCAUGAGAAACUGAGCCACUACCUGACGCUCCUCACGCAGCAGAACCCCAUCGAGAGCCAGUUUCUCGACAGCCUGGCCGACAAUCUCAACGCCGAGAUUGCAUUGGGGACAGUGACGAACGUGGAGGAGGCGGUGAAGUGGCUCAGUUACACGUAUCUGUACGUCCGAAUGAGAGCCAACCCUCUGGCCUACGGCAUCAACCACAAGGCCUACCAGAUGGACCCUUCGUUGGAGCUGUACAGGAAGGAGCUGGUGAUCGAGUGCGGGAGGAAACUGGACAAAGCCAGAAUGAUUCGGUUUGAGGAGAGGACCGGGUACUUCGCCUCCACAGACCUGGGCAGGACCGCCAGCCACUUCUACAUCAAAUACAACACCAUCGAGACCUUCAAUGAACUGUUCAACUCCCAGCGCACGGAGGCCGACAUCCUCAGCAUCGUGUCCAAAGCGGAAGAGUUCGAUCAGCUCAAGGUGCGUGACGAGGAGAUGGAGGAGCUGGAGCAGAUGUUGUCGUCGUUCUGCGAGCUGCCGGCCGCCGGGGGAGCGGAGAACGGUUACGGCAAAGUGAACAUCCUGCUGCAGACGUACAUCAGCAGAGGAGAGGUGGACAGCUUCUCCCUCAUCUCGGACCUGUCCUACGUCGCUCAGAAUGCGGCUCGUAUCGUGCGUGCCCUGUUCGAGAUCGCCCUGAGGAAGCGCUGGCCCACCAUGACCUACAGACUGCUGACUCUGUGUAAAGUGAUCGACAAGCGUCUGUGGGGUUUCUGUCACCCGCUCAGACAGUUCCCCAACCUGAGCCCCGUCGUCCUCAACAAACUGGAGGAGAAGAAACUCACCGUGGACAAACUCAAGGAGAUGAGGAAGGACGAGAUCGGCCACAUGCUGCACCACGUGAACAUCGGUCUGACGGUGAAGCAGUGCGUUCACCAGAUCCCCUCGGUGACCAUGGAGGCGAGUAUCCAGCCGAUCACACGCACCGUCCUGCGCGUUCGCCUCGUCAUCACGCCGGACUUCAGGUGGAACGACCAGGUGCACGGGUCGGUGGGUGAGCCCUGGUGGCUGUGGGUGGAAGAUCCAAUCAACGACCACAUUUACCAUUCAGAGUACAUCCUCCUGCAGAAGAAACAGGUGGUGACAGGCGAGCCUCAGCACAUUGUCUUCACCAUCCCGAUCUUUGAGCCUCUGCCGUCUCAGUACUACAUCAGGGUGGUGUCUGACCGCUGGCUCGGAGCUGAGGCCAUCUGCGUCAUCAACUUUCAGAACCUCAUCCUCCCCGAAAGGCAUCCUCCACACACCGAGCUGUUGGAUCUGCAGCCGUUGCCCAUCACCGCUUUGGGAAACAGAGCCUUCGAGAGUCUGUACAAAUUCACUCAUUACAACCCGAUCCAGACGCAGAUAUUCCACACGCUGUACCACACCGACACCAACGUCCUGCUGGGGGCGCCAACGGGCUCCGGGAAAACCAUUGCUGCAGAGAUGGCCAUGUUCAGGGUCUUCAACCAGUAUCCAGGGUCCAAGGUGGUGUAUAUUGCCCCUCUGAAGGCCCUGGUCCGAGAGAGGAUAGAGGACUGGAAAGUUCGCAUUGAGGAGAAACUUGGAAAAAAAGUGGUGGAGCUGACGGGCGACGUGACCCCGGACAUGAGGGCCAUCGCUCAGGCCGAGCUCAUCGUCACCACCCCGGAGAAGUGGGACGGGGUGAGCCGCAGCUGGCAGAACCGCAGCUACGUCCAGAAAGUGGCUAUUCUCAUCAUCGACGAGAUCCAUCUGCUGGGUGAAGACAGAGGGCCUGUCCUGGAGGUGAUCGUGUCCAGGACGAACUUCAUCUCGUCGCACACGUCCAAAAGUGUCCGGGUCGUGGGUCUGUCCACGGCUUUGGCCAACGCUCGAGACCUGGCAGACUGGCUCGGGAUCGGACAGGUGGGAUUGUUUAACUUCCGGCCGUCUGUGCGCCCCGUCCCGCUCGAGGUGCACAUCCACGGGUUUCCGGGGCAACACUACUGCCCCCGCAUGGCCACAAUGAACAAACCCACUUUUCAAGCCAUCCGGAGCCACUCUCCUGCCAAGCCCGUGCUCAUCUUCGUCUCAUCUCGUCGUCAGACUCGUCUCACGGCUCUGGACCUGAUCGCUUACCUGGCCACGGAGGACAACCCCAAACAGUGGCUGCACCAGGACGAGAGGGAGAUUGAGGCCAUCAUCGCCACGGUGCGAGACUCAAACCUGAAGUUGACUCUGGCAUUUGGGAUCGGGAUGCACCACGCCGGACUUCACGAGAGAGACCGGAAAACCGUGGAGGAGCUGUUCGUCAACUGCAAAAUACAGGUUCUAAUUGCCACCAGCACUUUGGCCUGGGGCGUCAACUUCCCCGCUCACCUCGUGGUCGUAAAGGGAACUGAAUAUUACGACGGAAAAUCCAGGCGCUACGUUGACUACCCCAUUACAGAUGUUUUGCAGAUGAUGGGGCGUGCCGGUCGACCUCAGUUCGACGAUCAGGGCAAAGCCGUGAUCCUCGUUCACGACAUUAAGAAAGACUUCUAUAAGAAAUUCCUCUAUGAACCAUUCCCCGUUGAAUCCAGCCUCCUCAGCGUGCUCUCAGACCAUCUAAACGCCGAAAUCGCUGCAGGGACCAUCUCCUCCAAGCAGGACGCCAUGGACUACAUCACCUGGACGUACUUCUUCAGGCGGCUGGUCAUGAACCCCAGUUACUACAACCUGGAGGACAUCAGCCACGAGUCCAUCAACAAAUAUCUGUCCACUUUGGUCGAGAAAAGCCUUCGAGAUCUGGAGUGCUCCUACUGCAUCGAGAUACAGGAGGAUGAUCGCACAAUUGAGCCCAUGACGUACGGGCGAAUCUCCUCUUAUUAUUACCUCAAACAUCAGACCAUCCGCAUGUUCAAGGAGCGACUGAGAGCAGAGCUGCCCAUCGAGGAGCUGCUGUCCAUCCUCACGGACGCGGAGGAGUACGCGGAGCUGCCCGUGCGACACAACGAGGACCAGCUGAACAGCGUGUUGGCUCAGCAGCUCCCCCUGCAGGUGAACCCGCACUCGUUCGACAGCGCUCACACCAAGACCCACCUCCAGGCCCACUUCAGCCACGCUCCGCUCCCCUGCAGCGACUACGGCACCGACACCAAGACCGUGCUGGACAACGCCAUUCGCGUCUGUCAGGCCAUGUUGGACGUGUGUGCUCACGAGGGCUGGCUCGUGGCCUCUCUGUGCGUCUGUCAGCUGGUGCAGAUGCUGGUCCAGGGCAGGUGGCUCCACGACUCGUCCUUGACCACACUGCCCCACGUGGAGACGCAACACCUUUAUCUGUUCAGGAAAUGGUCGAAUAAGAAGAGCCCCUCUGAUAAAGGCGCGUACACUGGACCAAUAGAAGGACUUCCAGAGCUGAUGGCCGUUUGUGCAGGAAGAGAAAGUGUUUUUGCAUCAAUCCUCGAGCAGGAGUUUAAUCGCAGCCAAAUCAACCAGGCCUGGUCGUUCCUGAGCCACCUCCCCGUGCUGGACGUGAGCCUGAGCGUGAAGGGCUGGUGGGAGGGGGACCGGGAGCGGACAGAGCGCCCCCUGGCUGCGGUCGGGGUGAACCUCCGCGAGGACAGCAGCUGGUGUGAGGUGCACGCUGAUCAGGAGUAUGUUCUACAGGUGUCUCUGAGGAGGGUCAACGCAGGGCAGCAGAGGAGGAAGCAGGACAGUAAGGCCCAGGCCCCGCGGUUCCCCAAAGUGAAGGACGAGGGCUGGUUCCUGGUUCUGGGGGAGGUGGAUCGACGGGAGCUUUUGGCCGUGAAGAGAGUGGGAUAUGUCAGGAACCACACCGUCGCAUCUGUGGCCUUUUACACUCCAGAGACCACAGGGAAAUACAUCUACACCGUGUACGUGAUGAGCGACAGUUACCUGGGCCUGGACCAACAGUACGACCUCCACUUGAACGUGAUUCCCCCCAGCAUCUCCGCACAGGUCAAUACCGAAGUGUCCGACUCCGUCAGCGACCUGUCCGUGAGCUGACCCCGCGACGACUGCGCCAAAACCUGCACCAAAACUGCACCAGAGCACUCACCAAACACCUCAUUCUGACAUUCGAGCUGUGAGGAUUUCUUGUUUACAUUGAACCCGCGCUUAUAAUCUAUGUUGGAUUAUACAUAGAGUGGAACUAUGCAAUCGUAUUUGCCUUUUCGCUAUCAAACGUCAUUCCAGAGUUUUGCAAUUCAAACAGAAAAGCACUGCCCGAUUAUUUUUCGCCAUAUCUGAGCAACUGUGGGCUAUUGUAGCUUUUGUAAUGUGCCAAAAAUAUUAAAACGUCACAGAAUACCGAUAAGAGUGAAGCAAACUUUCACAUUUUGACUACCUUACCUUACAACGAGCACAAAAGUUUAGUCCUCCAGCCAAGGUAAUCCUGACCAAAACUAACUAGAAAUGGGUCUUUGCUCCAGACAAAUGAAGGAUGGUUGGAGAAAUUUCCAAUACUGUGUCCUUAAACCUCAAUACCGUAUUUUCCGCACUAUAGGGCGCACUGCGUCAUUGAAUGGUCUAUUUUCACACUUUUUUCACAUAUAAACCGCACCGGACUAUAAGGCGCAUUAAACGAAACACAACAGUUAGAUAAGUCAGUCAAAUUUAUUUAACGCGUUCACAAUAACUCUCAACUUUGUUCAAUUGUAACGCGUAAAAAAAAAUACUAUCUGAGAGCGACAAAUUGUUAGAAUAUUCACAAUAACUCAUAAUUGUUCAAACAGUUGGGCGAUCAUCACUGAACUGCCAGGGAACAGUAACCACACUGACUCGUCAUUAUCCGUGUCAGUGUGGUUACUGUUCCUUGGCAGUUCAGUGAUGAUUCGGGUCUUGGUGAAAGCUCGGACCACAGUUACACAGAUACUGAUCCUUAGCCGGGGCGUCCACGAUCUGUUGUCAGAUCGUGGCGUAAGUCGCUCGGCGCAGUCUCCCUGUCUCGGUGAAUGUGUGUUCUCCUUCUCUCAUCCACUGCUCCCAUGCAGCUCGCACUUUCACUUUAUAACAGUCUUGAGUUUAAAGUGGGCGUUGUGAGCGUGUCUCUUGACAGGUGCAUUUUGAUUUUAAAAGGAAUCACAGUAUGUUUUACUCCUGAUGCUCCUGACUACAGAGCCGUAAUGCUGCAAGUGGUGUGGCUUUGUAGUUUACUAAAGUCGUACUAAAACACAACAAUAAAUUCACAUAUAAGAUGCUCUGGAUUAUAAGGCGCGCAGUCGUUCUUUGAUGACAUUAAAGGCUUUUAAGUGCGCCCUAUAGUGUGGAAAAUACGGUAAUAUAACAUAUUUUACAUCUAUAGACAAUAUAAUUUAUGGACUGUACAUUGACUGGAGGCAUCUUAGCAUUUCAAUAAAGCAAAGUGGCAGUAUUUGUCCGUGCCAAUGUUGCUCAUCAGUAGGAAAACGUGAAAAACCGACCGGCUUAUCACACUUUAAACUUAAUGUAAUGAGCUGAAUGUUGCAUUAUUAAACAUUGUGUCUGGUUUGGGUGAAGGAUUGUGAUGUCUACUGCCGCUUUGGCUCUUAGACGAGAUCAGUAUUUUGUAAAAAGGGGUCUAAAAAUACACUUGAUAAAUAAAUAAAUAAAUGUUGGAUUUUAAAGGUGAGCUGUGUAACGUUUCUGUUGGGAGUCAUGCCGUUAAACUCUCAUAACAUCUUUUUCUCUGACGGCAUUCCCUGCUUGUCUGUAUGGAGAUAAAUUGAAUGCCAUAGUGUGGAACAUCCCAGGAAAAGCAUUAACGUCUCCAUGGAAACAAGAAAGUGGUGGAUCCAGUAACGUUACAUAGUUCACCUUAAGUUGCUUUAAGUUGAAAAUUAGGGACGGUAAAAGUGAAAAAAUGCAUUGCACACAAAGUGUGAUGCCGGACUUUUGCAUCGCGUGCGGACUGAACCAGGACUGAUCCACGUCCGAGACCAGACCGGGACCAGAGCGGGACUGAGACCGGGUGCGGUGCAAAAGUCCGGCAUCGCAGUCACGGAAGUCACGUAAACGGGAAACGGCCAUUAUCCGUUUUUUCCAUUCUUCAUUUAAACAUAAAAUCGAAAACUGAAAAAACGAAUCGUUAUCCGUUUUUUCAUUUUGGUUUUGGAGACAAAUAGUGAAGAAAACUGCUGUUUUUUAGUUUUCUUAUUUUUGGUUUUAUAUUGAAAAACGAAUGAAUGAAUGAUACACGGAUUCUUUUCCGUUGUUUUAUAGCAGCAUCAGCUUAUAAACAUCGGGAACUACAUAUCCCAUGAUUAAUUUCAGCGCAGACGACUUAAAGAAAUAUGUUUUUACUUGAAUUUGACAAUAAUAAUUCACUCCAGAUUCUUGUCAGGGUGUUUAAAAGCAAAAAAGUGUCCUAUCUACAAUUGUAUCAGCAUAUCGUGAUAAUAUACCGAGAGAUUAGGAUAUCGUUACGUCCCUAUCUAAAAUAUUUUAACGAAAAGGAUAUUUUGAUCCCUUUUUACAAACACAAACUUGUUUUGUCAAAGAGCCAAACUCAGAGCAGUGCUGAUACUUUCUGCAUAUGUCAUACUGGCAUGUCUGGACUUUAGAUACUUGUGAUACAAGUAAGUAUGUGAUGGAAUACGUUUAUUUAGUUAAACAGUGAUUGAAAAAUGGACCGUACCUUUUGACGUGAUAAAUCCAGAGGCGUUUAAAACCUCUGUAAGUGAAACAUAAGCAGAAAACCACAUCUGCUGAAGUAUGGGGUUUAAAAGAGGCAUUGGAAUCUUUUAGUUUGAGAAAAGUAAUGUUAGGUCUUUGAGAAGAAUUUGUGGAUAAAACAGAUUGUUCAAAGUUGAAAUAAAUGCAUUACUUCAACCUAA
Messenger RNA from Boleophthalmus pectinirostris (great blue-spotted mudskipper), 9561 nucleotides. RefSeq names its product activating signal cointegrator 1 complex subunit 3 (gene ascc3). The record is from RefSeq and is a predicted model, not a curated record. Gene Ontology annotation, molecular function: nucleic acid binding; ATP hydrolysis activity; ATP binding. Lineage: Eukaryota; Metazoa; Chordata; Actinopteri; Gobiiformes; Gobiidae.